AGAAGUAUACAUACAUACCCUUUACCCUUUCGCCUUGCCUUCUAUAUAUACUCUUCCGCUCCUCUACAACCAACAAUUCUUUGUAUCUCUUUCUGCAACUGCAAUGUUUAACUCACCAACAUCUCUCAUUUCUUUUAUUCUAAUCUCAUUCCUCUUUGCCUCCUCCAUCGCUCUGUCUCCAGCUUCUGCUCCGGCUCCUGCCAUGACUCUUCCAGCUCCCGUUCCGGCUCCUAUCCAGACUCAUCCAACUCCCGCUCCGGCUCCUGCCCAGACUUAUCCAGCGCCAUCUCCGUCCGAGAUUACACCGGCCCUUGCUCCUUCUCCUGACGUCUCUACCUCACCGACUCCAGCAACUCCUCCUUCUUCGAUCUUCUUCCCACCCUCUCAAGCUCCUGCUCCUGCUCCUGCAGCAGAAGAGAGCGUUGCCGUUUCGAAGAGCUUUGCUGUUUCUGGAUCUUUGGCCAUUGCCUUGCUCGCUGCCAUUUUGAUCGUGUAGACGACGACGGGCCAUGUCGGGCCGGAUAAGCCUGAUUUAGUGAGGCCUGUCUCAAUGCUAUGGCUAGCCCAUAGUAUUGCCUUGUUUGUAUUUCAUAUUAGUUGAUCUAAUGGUUAUGCAUUUAAUUAUUGGUUUUAUUA
Mangifera indica (mango) is the source of this 636-nucleotide messenger RNA. Its product is annotated as alpha carbonic anhydrase 8-like. Lineage: Eukaryota; Viridiplantae; Streptophyta; Magnoliopsida; Sapindales; Anacardiaceae. The transcript has a single exon. The record is from RefSeq and is a predicted model, not a curated record. The coding region runs from base 104 to 496 and encodes 130 amino acids.